AUGUCAUCAAGCGGCCACGAUGACGAGCCUUCCCCGGAGGAGAGGCCAGCCAAGAACCCCGUUGCCGUCGCCGGCACUCAGCGUGUCAAGAAGAAGCGCGUUCGGAAUUUCACCGAGGAUGAUCGAGCAGCCCAUCGCAUCUUCGAGAAGUCUAGGCGAGAGGCCUUCAAGGAGGCCUUGACCGUGAGUCUGAAUGUCAUAACUCGAGCUUUCUGUUUGCCAGCUAAUAAAUCCCGGAAGAACCUUGCGAGUCUUCUGCCCGCCCUCGCCGACACUGAGCCGCAGCGCUUGUCGAAACAUGUCGUCGUAGACGAGAGCAUAGCUUUCAUCAAAGCGCAACAUGAGCAGAUCAGAACAUUCAACGAGCAUCUUGAGUCUGUGAAGACGGAGCGCGACGAACUGCUGGCAGAGCUUAACCACUGGAGGGGUAGAGCUGUCAUGGUAGAACCACAACCAGUUCAUAAUAUAGCACAACCAACCAUGCAUCACGGAGACAACAGUACAGCCUCGGAUGCGAUUAUGGGAACAGUGCCUACAGCCUUGCAGUCUACAGACUCUCCCAUGCAUAUUAUUGGUGAACCCGCGGCGUUUCCAAACCCCAUUCACGAUCCUAACCUGUCACCCUCGGUGUCAGUCGAGCCAAACGCUAAUAUGCACUGGGAAAGCUUCGAGCCACAAAUCCAUCCUUUCAUAGGCCAUACGCAGAACGCGACGGGCUCUGUUAGCAUGGCAAAAUCAGAUUCGGAUCGAAUGAAUGCUCAAUCGCCUCUCGUACCACAGUUCAACGUCGACCAGGGGCAGCAUGGGGCAGUUUUUCUCCCCUUUGAGCCCCCUCAGCCAUUCAACGCUACGGGAUUCCAGACAGACACUUUCAUGUCCAAUGCGGUACCUCUACAAGACUACAUGCCCAUUAAGCAAGAGAUGGGCUAA
Messenger RNA from Xylaria bambusicola, 930 nucleotides. RefSeq lists its product as uncharacterized. The record is from RefSeq and is a predicted model, not a curated record. Lineage: Eukaryota; Fungi; Ascomycota; Sordariomycetes; Xylariales; Xylariaceae. The coding region runs from base 1 to 930 and encodes 309 amino acids. The transcript has a single exon. Gene Ontology annotation, molecular function: protein dimerization activity.